This is a messenger RNA of Paramecium tetraurelia, 219 nucleotides long. RefSeq lists its product as uncharacterized. The record is from RefSeq and is a predicted model, not a curated record. NCBI's taxonomy places the organism in Eukaryota, Ciliophora, Oligohymenophorea, Peniculida, Parameciidae. The transcript is spliced from 2 exons.
AUGAAAAUGGUUGAAAUAUAAAACUGCUUCCUUUCUGAAAACAAUUAUAAAAUGGCCAAUCUUUUAAAAAAUAAAAUCUUAGAGAAUGAUAGAGAAACAAUCCAUUUGACAGUCUAGGCUGUCUGUGAAAUUUUAACUAACGCAAUCUCAUAACCCUUGCAAAAAGUCUUGUCAAUAAGAGUAAAAAAAACCAGAGUAUUCAGUUAGUAAAAGAAAUGA